AUGAAAGUCCCCAGACUACCCGCAGGGGAAAUUGCCCGGCGAGCAGCCCAAGCAGCGGAAUCCAGCGAAGCAGCAAAGACAGCAAGAGCGGCCGCAAUUGCAGCGCAAAGAGCGAGCGGGAUCAAGAAAAAACAGACCCCUAGACCAGAACAUGGCCAGCAGAUAUUCGUGUUCAACCACCUGCAGAAAAACCAUGUCGUGUACUCUUUGACACGGUCUAUGAAUAACAACGCCGCUAUCUCCCAACUCCCCUUCAACGGCAAGAAAUCCGUCCCCGCCGCCCUCCGCAAAGACCUCUGGCACCCCUUCGCCCAAAUCAAGUUCCCCUCUGGCUCAGGCGCCAUCGGGCUCUCCGCCUUCCAAAAGCUCCGCGAGUACCGCAAACGGCACGAGCUCGAAUGGGGCGACGACAUCCGCCUCGGCGCCGACGGCAAGGUCCGCAAGCUCAAGGCCCGCAACAAAGCCAUCUGCGACCAGAAGGCCAACAGCGUGGCCGACAUGGCGGCCGUGCUGAACAGGCUGGCGGCCAAGGAGGUGCGCGUCGUGAAGAGCAAGAAGGAGAGUCUGAAGCCGGGUCAGGAAGGGUAUGAUCCCGUUGUUGCGGCGGCGGAGAAGGCGGAGAGGAUGAGGAUCGUGCCGAGGGUGCAGAAUAUUGGGUUGGCGGGCGAGGGCGAGGGCGUGGAUGUGCAGAUUCUCUGGGGGGAUUUGCACGAUGCGGAGUAUGCGGAGAAAUGGGCGGAUAAUGUUGAGCAUGGGUUGAUGCCUCCGCCUGAGGUUCCAGAGCCAAAAAUCAGAGGAAAGAACUCUAGGACGUUGGACCUGGAGCAAGAUCAAGAGCAAGAGCAAGAGCCAGAGCAAGACCAAGAUUCAGAGCAAGAGGAAAAGCCAGAGCAGCCUAAAAAGCAACCUCUCACCGAAGCCCAAAUCCAAGAACUCGCCGCCCGACGACUCGCCAAGGCAGAGCAGAAAGAAGCAGCGCGCGCACUAUACGAGCAGCGACAAGCCGAGCAAGCCGAGCGGAUCAAGAACGAUCCCGAAUGGUACGAGCGAGUCAAGAAGGAAGGGGCGGAAAGAAAAGCCGCGAGGAUACAAGCCGCGCAAGCAGCGUAG
Cadophora gregata is the source of this 1110-nucleotide messenger RNA. RefSeq lists its product as uncharacterized. The transcript has 2 exons. The coding region runs from base 1 to 1110 and encodes 369 amino acids. Lineage: Eukaryota; Fungi; Ascomycota; Leotiomycetes; Helotiales; Ploettnerulaceae. Gene Ontology annotation, cellular component: nucleus; mitochondrial large ribosomal subunit. Gene Ontology annotation, molecular function: structural constituent of ribosome; single-stranded DNA binding; DNA strand exchange activity. The record is from RefSeq and is a predicted model, not a curated record. Gene Ontology annotation, biological process: positive regulation of mitochondrial DNA replication; DNA recombination.